Messenger RNA from Gadus chalcogrammus (walleye pollock), 2565 nucleotides. It is a transcript of the gene ccni2, whose product is annotated as cyclin I family, member 2. The transcript has 8 exons. Gene Ontology annotation, molecular function: cyclin-dependent protein serine/threonine kinase regulator activity. Gene Ontology annotation, cellular component: cytoplasm; nucleus; cyclin-dependent protein kinase holoenzyme complex. Bases 346 to 1362 code for a protein of 338 amino acids. The record is from RefSeq and is a predicted model, not a curated record. NCBI's taxonomy places the organism in Eukaryota, Metazoa, Chordata, Actinopteri, Gadiformes, Gadidae. Gene Ontology annotation, biological process: mitotic cell cycle phase transition; regulation of cyclin-dependent protein serine/threonine kinase activity.
GGAGUGUGUGUUGAAAACACUCCAUCCGUCCUCCGUCUGCGGCGUCACAUUUGGUUUCCUUUCCUGUUUUGCGCUUCUAAUCGCUACAAUUCUUUGAUCACGAUCAUCAAUUUGAUCACGAAUCUUUUAUUUUAGUUUUAUUGCGUCAUAGGAUGUUUCUUUCUGUGUUCCGUCCAGAGAGAACCGCCUCUUCCUUUCUGCUACAUUGUUUCAUUAACACCAGCAGCGGUCUUCCAGCGCCCUCGAACAAGAUGGACUUGCAAUAAAAGCCGCAUAAAUGCGACUUCAAUCAAUCAUCCGUCUGGAUUUAGAAAUCGAAAAAGCCCGGUCUGCGGUGCUGCCGAGAUGAAGAGCCCAGGUGCCUCAGGGGGCCACCGGCUGGCCCUCCAGUUGGACGACGCUCUGAACGUGGAGGCGCGGCACUGGAACGUCCCGCUCCAACCAGGCGACCGCGUCCAGGGUACAGACAUCAGCCUGCCUGAGUACCGUGACCUGGUGCUGUGGCUGGGAGAGAUGGGUCGCCUGUUCCACUUUCUCCCAGAGACCUUCGCCCUGGGCGUGUGUGUCCUCAACCGCCUUCUGUCCAAAGUCAAGGCUCAGCCCAAGUACCUCAAGUGCAUCGCCCUCACCUCCCUGAUCCUGGCAGCUAAAAUCAAUGAGGAGGACGAGGUGAUAGGCUCUGUUAAGGACCUGGUGGAACGCAGCGGCUGCCAUUUCUCCAUCGCCGAGAUCCUUCGCAUGGAGCGGAUCAUUCUCGACAAGCUGCACUGGGAUCUGUACACAGCGACACCGGUGGAUUUCAUUCACAUAUUCCACGCCCUGCUGGUCGCCGAACACCCCCAGUUCGUCCUGUCCAUUGACCCGGGUCUGGGUCCGCAUCAGAAGAGACCCCCGGGCUUCCAGGUGGCGUUGUGGACCAGGCAGGUGCAGCACUGUAUGGCGUGCCACCAGCUGUGGCAGUUCAAGGGCUCCACGCUGGCCUUGGCCAUCAUCACCUUGGAGUUGGAGGCGCUCACUCCGGACUGGUUCUCUGUGUUCAGCGGCCUGUUGAGGAAAGCGCAGGUGGAGAGCUCAGAGUUCAUUCAGUGUAAAGAGAUGACGGAUCAGUACCUGAGCAGCCUAGAGUUCUCCCUACCGGCCAACGCCAUCUACAUCUUCGACUCUUCAGCGGUCGGGCCGCCAGAGGGGGUGGUGUCGGUGGAGGGGAGCAGGGGACAGCGCUGUCCCCAUAGAGCGACUUCGAAGGGCCCGAGAGACGCGGGCGACCCUGACGAGUAUUACGACGGCUUUGGGUGUUUGUACGACGAGGCCGGGGCCCGCCAAUCGCCCUGCCCCCCACUCCAGUCCCCGGUCAACCAGUAGUGCCUGGCCCCACACACGCACCAUCUCCCCCACUCGCCAGUUUUGCGGGUGCCCUUUGUUCUUUGUAUUGUUUUUAUUUAAGAUGGUCGAAUUGAAGGUGUAUUGAAGCCAGUAGGGCGACUAUUUCAAACUUUUCUGUUCCUAUAACCUUUUUAAUGUAUAUUUAUCUAACUGUGUGUGUGUCUGUUUGUAUGUGUGUGGGUGUUUCAAUGCUACAGUUCCUUCCACACGUAGCAUUUCCUUUUAUACAUGUGUGAGGAGACUCUUUUCUUAAAUGUUUGGAGAAUGAGAUGCGCAGUUGGAAGAUUUUUUUUGUUGUUGGAAAACAUGAGGGGAGAGAUUGUGGUGCUCUUUCUUUCCAGAGCUAUUUAGCACUUUGGUAAGACAAGCUUUUCGAUAUAGCUAUAUAAACGAAUGAUUAAGAAAAGAAAUAUUUUUUUAAAAACUUUUAUUUGAUUUCUUUAUUUUUGUAUGUAGUGUUCUCAACGUAUCUACUGUAACAAACUGUAAUAAGCUCUUUAAUGUUUUACGAGUAUAAACAAACGCUGUGAUCUUUCUUUCCUUGUAUAUCCCUGUAUCAUAUCACAAACGGCAAACCAGUUAAAAGGUUAUGUUGUGUUCACAUUUUCAAAGUGCACCUUAAGAGAUACUUCUCAACCUGGGCUGAAAUAUUUUUUGGUGUCUACAAGUCGGUCAACACUAGACUGGUUUCACUGAUCCCUGAAUGCUAACAGUGCUAACGUGCUGACUCCAUUGCCAUAAGUUAUUGGCAAAAAUCUAUUUUUUAGGACUGCAAUUCUGUCCAAGGAUUUGAACCCAGAGCUUCGACCUCAGCCAUGUUGUCUCUGUGAAUCCAUGCUUUUUUGUUACCUGACUCCUGCUGGAGGUGUACAAUAACAAACAGUUUUUUAUUUCCAUGUGAUUACAGAAAUAAGGCAGCUAUAUAGGCUACUAUUUAAAAUUAUAAAAAUGUUAACUUCCAAAUAAACUGGAGUUGAAACACUUUGUCCAAAUGCCAUGAACAUUUUGUGGGUUAAAAACAUGUUUUGUCGAUUUCACUUUCCUUUUAGUCUGCAAAAAAACCUCAUGCUUUUAUAGAUGCAAUAUUUUCUCCUGUAGUUCAUGGUCAGCACAUGGGCUUGUGUCAAUUCCUUCCACACAAAAGAAACCUAAUCUCGAGACUUGAACUGCUUCAAAUUUAAA